Molecule: messenger RNA, 1092 nt
Organism: Leptinotarsa decemlineata (Colorado potato beetle)
Lineage: Eukaryota; Metazoa; Arthropoda; Insecta; Coleoptera; Chrysomelidae
Gene: CRIF
Product: growth arrest and DNA damage-inducible proteins-interacting protein CRIF
Cellular component (GO): mitochondrion; nucleus
Source: RefSeq, a predicted model, not a curated record
UGUGAUAGUGGUUCUCUUGAGUCUUGUCAAGUUUCUUCUUCCACGAUAACCAUUGAAUUAUUUAAUGAGGUUAAGUCACAUAUCAGGAAAUGAAAAAACAUAAUUUUUUAAAAGUCUGGUAGAUAUCGGUGAGCAGCAACGUUUAAUAAAAACCCUUAUUGAUUUUACACUGCACAAAAAAAGGGAUUUAUGAUGAUUCGUCAUGAAAUUGUAAAAAAAAUUACAUCCAUACCUAGAGGUCUAUUUUUUAUGCGUUCUAGCAGUUCACAAGUGGAUAUUGAAAAAAUAGAAAGAGAGUCUCUCACGCAAUCCGACUUUAUUGAUGAGGAGUCGAAACGAAAGGAGGAAGAAAUAGAGUCCAAAAGAAAUAAAUCACGUCUCCGCCGACAUGAUAGAAGUAUUUUAAUGGAUAAAAAUCCUUACCCUGAGCCUAGGUUUUGGCAUCACGGAACUCUCAAAUAUCUGCGAAGAACUUACGGUCGUUACGGAGAAGCCUCUGGUAUUGAUCCGUCUAUCUGCUGGCCUAUAAAACAAGAAUUGGAUGAUGUGAAAGAAUAUGAACGAGUCAAGUAUCCGUUUAGCAUACCACAAAUGGUAGCUGAUGCGCAGCAAACACGCAAAGUUAAAGAAGAAAGAAAAGCAGCACGACAAAAAGAGAUUAUUGAGAAAAUGGAAAAACUGGAGGGGUGGAAGAAAGAGUUGUAUGAGAAAAUUGCUAAAAAAGAAAGUGAAGCUAAAGCUGCAAAGGCUCGUAAAGAAAAGUUGAUUGAAGAAGUUAAACAACACUUUGGUUAUACAGUGGAUCCAAAGGAUGAAAAAUUCAAGGAACUUCUAGAGAAGAAGGAAAAGGAACAGAAGAAAACAAUGAAAGAAGAAAGGCGAAAAGCCAAAGAAGCAAAAAUGCUUGAUAAGUUGCUAAAGAAAAAGGAACCUGUAGACACAGAAAAGGCAGAUACACAAAAUGUUACUAAUGUUAAAGAUGAGUAAUGUAAAAAUGUAGAUACAGGAAUUUAUUGAAUACAUUUAUUGUAAUGUCCAUUUAAUUAUUCAUUUGGAAGUAAGAUAAUCCUUACAUACAUUUUCAGAAGCCCA